AUGGAUAUACAAUUUAUUGGUGAUAACUCAAGGUUGCUAACGUAUUAUGUUACUAAAUAUUUGAAUAAAGCAGCAAAAUGUGAAUUAUCUGAUUCUGUCCUUAAUAGUACAAAUAAUAAGAACAAAUCAGUGGCGAGCGAUUUUUGGAAUAUUGCUUUGCGACUCACUAAUAAUAGAGAAUGUGGAACUCUUGAAGCAGUUGAUACAUUGUUAGGUAUUCCUCUACAUGGAACUGAUAGAAACACAACUAUUAAAUGGUUAGAUGUUAAUCAGAUACGAUAUAGAAAAGUCAAAAACUGUAAAGAAAUUGAAGCUCUCGAAGGUGAUUCUACUGAUAUAUUUUGUCCAUCUGUAAUAGACAGUCAUUAUCCAAAUAGACCGGAAGAACUUGAUACAAUGUUCUUAUAUGAAUUUGUACAGUGGCAUGACCAACAUUUGGAUGACUUAGAAAAACAGAAUACGUCUCAAGAUGAUCCUGAUAAUCCAAUAGGUGUACAAAAUAUUCAAGCUGGUGAUGCGAUGCAAGAUUUUAAAGAUCUUGGUGACAAACAGGAAAUCGAUAUAUCUCAAAUGAUUUCAAAAUUGAAUUCGGAUCAAAGAAGAGUAUUUGAUAAAGUCACUAAUACCAUAACGUCAGGUAAAUUACUACUACGAUUGUACGUUAGCGGAGAAGGAGGUACUGGCAAAAGUUUCUUAAUUAAAACAAUUAAAUGUUGGUUAAAACAAAAUCUCAAGAAGGAUACUGCUGUAGCAGCACCUACUGGUAUAGCAGCGUAUAAUAUAAACGGUUUGACAGUUCAUAGAUUAUUGCAAUUACCCGUUGAACAUGGCCAUACUCCUAAAUAUAGGCCAUUAGCUAACCACGCUUUGAAAGUUUUACGAGCAGACCUUAAAGAUUUACCUCCUGUACAUGAAGAUCCUGCCUUUGUACAAUUAACAGCUGAAAACAUUCGUAAAUAUCUUGUUUCUUUAAGUGCUACCAAUCUAUGGACUACUUUAUUUGAUUAUGAUGAACUGACAAUCAAUAUGCGUCAGCAAGGAGAUGGAUCUUAUCUUAAGUCUCAGUCUGUGUUCAGAAUGUCAACGAGUAAAGGUCUUGUCGUAUGGUCUUUCUUUAUUUUAUGGAUUUUCGUAAAUAACGCAAAAUGCCAAGAUUUAAAAGAAAUGUCUAAAACAUUAGACGAAAUGCUCAUCAACACUAGAUCAUUUCGAAGGCCUCGAGAUCAUGAAGAUACUUCGGUAAUUUGGCAAGAAUAUGAAUUUGGUACAGGAGCUGGAAAUCGAGAAGAAAUUGUUGUGACAAAUAUUUCACUGCAUACACUUGCUGAUAUAACUGAAAACAUUAACAUAUCAAUAAACAAUUGGCAGUUUUUGCGAACAGAAACUAGUUACUUUAUUUAUGCCGAAAAAUCGACGUUGAUCUUUUACAAAAUUAGUUGGGAUGAUUUGUCAAUUGAACGUACUAUAAGUUUAUCGACCGAAGGACACAUAUUACAAUUUAAAGUUCUCAAUUUUAAUAUUAAAGCUACGUUUAAUAAAAGCCACGCAAACAAUUUAAUGGCAAUUGUACUAGUUGAAACCCAGUAUGGUUGUUGUCUAUAUUGGUAUAAUAUUUUCGGAAAUACGUAUAUUUUGUAUUCGACAUGGCCCGUACGAAAACAAAUUCAAGAUAUGGAAUUUGUACAAGAAAAGAAUCAACAUGAAUUAUUGCUACUCGACAAUGAUGAUACAUAUCUCGAAGAUCAAUCAUUGAUUGAUGUUUAUGGUUUUGAUAUUGACUAUAAUAAUCAUCGUAUCGAUAUCUGGUUUUGCCAGCGAUUAUUUAUUCCAAAAGUAUUUGAUGUUCAAGUUUGUCCAAUUUAUGGACGCACCGUGCUGGCUUUUCAAGGAAUCGAAAGUGUUAUUUUAUACGAAUCGAAACAUGAGGAUAAAUUAUGUCAGUAUAAAAAAUUGGAAGUUAUCAAAUCCAACAAACUCGCAAAUUUUGUCUGCUUUGAGAGUGGUUAUGUUGAAUACUUAGCAAUUAGUGGAGGGAAACCGCGUUUAUUUCACCUUUUUGAGAACGAAUUUCAAGAUAAUUCUGACAUAAAUCUGCAUUUUGAUGGUAAAAUGAUAAUAAAUGAAAUUUUGUGGAUAAUUACUAUACCAUUAAACACAUAUCGAGAUGAAUCUUUGUUACUAGUUCAAUUAAAAAAUUCAACAAUAAUCGCUUUAGCUUGGCAUGGAUCAAAGUUUAAGGCUGUGCCUUUACCCAAUCAGGUUAUAAAUAACUUUGAUCUAUCAAAAAUUGUCGUUGUUCCAAAUGUCGGAUUUGCAUAUGUAAACAUGCUUGUAACUAUAGAAGUAACGUUAACUGAAUCAGCGCAUCCUAUUCACGAUGAGACGGAAAGCGUAUUAAAGACACGAGCUUUAUUAAAGGAAAUUUUUCGAAAACAAGAAGCUAUCUUUGAUGAGACUGAUACACAAUUCAAUCGAAGUUACUUUAAGAAUGUGAUAACAGGAUUUUGGAAUCUUUCAAAAAUAAAUGUAUCGAACGCUAUACUCGAAAGUCAUGUAAAUUAUAGCGCUGUCAAAGUUGGUUCGAUCAAUUUGAAAAUGGAAGAUAUAUUGAUAAACGUGACAUCAAAUAUAAAGAAAUUAAAAGAAUUAGAUGCAAAGCUUGAUCAAAUGUUAUCAGAUUUGAAAAGUAUGACUAAUUCGACAAAAAUUACUUUACCUCCAGAUGUUGAAUUAAAUGGAGAUUUGUCGGUGAAUGGUACUCUAUAUACGAAAAAUAUAAUUGCGGCUUUUAUUAAUAACGCAUCAAUUUCGAUCAUAGAAAACAGUAUUGUAAAUCGCAUCAACGGUCAGAAAUCUGUUUCGUCUAUCGACACUAAUAAUUUAACGAUUUUCUCUUUAAAUGGCAUACCGUUGGAGAAAGUCAUGUUCAAUUUUCUAAUCAAAAAUUAUAGUGACGUAAAUUUUUCAAUAUUAAAGAGAUUAAAAGUUGAUGGUCACUUGAAUUUUUCCGUAAUAAAUAACAUUAAAUGGAAGGAGCAGAUGCAAGAUAUAAUUUGGAAAGAUGAAUCGACAACUAUUUCUGGAGAGACAAUUGCGGAAAGGCUUGUCGCCGAAAAAGCUAAUGUCAAAAAUCUGAAUUAUUUGCAAUAUCCAAGAAAUUACAUUCUAAUGAAUGAACUAAAUAAAUUUCCUAUCAACGUCACGGGUGAAAAGCACUUCGUUAACUUGUCUACGACACAUUUGUUAACCAUCAAGACAAUAAAUGAAAUUGAUAUUAAUGAUUUUGUUAUUCUCAACAGACAUGAAGUUAUUAAUGAAGAAACUACGUUUAAAGAUCUAGAAAUUGAUGGAAUCUUCCAGAUUGACGGAAAUAUAAUAGGCAUUAAUGCAAGCGGUAUAGAGGAUUUGCUUAACGAAACCGAUAGGCUUUUAUCAGAUGUUAGUUUUGAAAAUCUGAUCAUUAUGGGAAAUAUUGUACUCAAAGAUUCAAUUAAUGCUAAAGCGUGGUCGGAUCUUGACAAUUUUUUAUUAAAGACUGAAAAAAAUGCAGUAAUUAUUGGAAAUAAAAGAUUUUGGAAUGACGUCAACGUAAAAUCUACGACAAGAAUUAAAUCCAGACGAAUUAAUGAUCACAUUUUUUCAGAAUUCGUAACCUUAAACACUAAUCAACAGUUUCCUCAUUUAACGAAAAUAUCAGCAAAUAUCAUGUUUGAAAAUGUUACUCUUGGCAUCAUGAAGAAAUUAGAGGAUUAUAUAAUCUAUGAACAAAGUAUAACUUCUAGUUGCUUUAAUAAAAUACUGUUAUUUGUUAAAUCAUUUAUUAUCGAUAAUUUGUCUUUUGAUACUAUAAAGCAGACUAUCUCACAAAUUACCUUCUUUGACAAAUUAAAUAAAACUUUUCAACAAGGGUAUUUCGAGAAUUUAACGACUUCGAUAUUAAUGAUUGAUGAGAUCUUGCCUAAUAUAAUCAAUAGAAUCAACUACAUUGAUUUGGUCAACUGCGUGUUAACACCCUAUACGCAGCAGAAUCUAACAGGUGCUUUAAUAAUUGACAAAUUGGAAACUGACAUCUUGGACGCAGAAAUUAUUAACGCAAUACCUUUAAAUAUGUGGAAUCUGUUAUCGACACACGCAAAAUCACCUUAUAAUGACAUUUUGAACGGAAAUGCAUCGAUAAAAAAUCUAGAAGUAACAGGAAUUAUAAUGGCAUUUUCAAUUAAUAACAAUAAUAUUAUUGAUAUUUAUAAGGAAUAUAACAUGGCGACUGUCAUUUUCAAUACAAAUGUAUCGAUUAAAAAUUUGAGAGUAAUUGGCUUUAUAAAUAAUUUAAACGUAUCUAUGUUUAUCAGUGAUGCUGUUCAGAAAGCCGAUAGAAAUAUUACAUUUAUAGAUCGCAAAAUAUUGAAUAAUAUUACGUGCGAAUUUUUAAAAGUACAAUUUAUAAAUGAACAUUUCGUAAACCAUAUUUUGGAUCUAAAUGAAAAGCAGAUGCUAAAAGGGCCAAUUGUCAUAAAUGGUUCAGUCACGGUUCUAAGAAAUUUUAAUACAACUGGCAAGAUUGGAAAUUCUGUAUUUUUAAGCAAUUUCACAAAUAGAUUUAAAGAUAAGGAUAAUUCUUAUGCUCUUCGUGGUAAUGUUUACUUCAUUGAGACUGUUUCUGUAACAAGAUUGAAUGUAAGUGGAUCGAUUCGAGGAUUAAUGUUAAACAGUUUCUUCAAGACCAUAAUCUUUAAAAAUGAUACAAAUGUUACAAUUUUGGGACUAAAAUUAUUUAAAAAUUCAGUUACAUUUAAUAAUGUAUUUAACAUCGACGGCAGUUUAAACAAUUUAGAUUUAUAUAGAUUUUAUGAAAAUGUUGUUUAUAUCAAUAAAUCUUUCUCAAUUAAUACCAAAGUUACGUUCGGAGAAAAUGUUUAUCUACGAAAAAACCUCGUAGUAAAAAAUAAAUUACAAUCAUAUACCAUUAUGGAAGUUGAUAUGAAAGACUUUCAAGAGAAUGUUAUUGCCCUUAAUAAACCUAAAUAUUUUCCAGCACGAAUAACACUCAACAAUGUGACUUUCCAGACAAAUAUAAAAGUCAUGCAGGUUAAUGACUUACAAAUGAAUCUGUUGAUUUUAUUAAAUAUGCGACAGUUUAUUAUGAUCGAUAAACUUAAUUGUACUAAUAUUAUUGUCAGAAACAUUCAGAUAUCAGGACAAAUUAAUACCUACCAUAUAGAAGAUAUCUAUGCGGACACCUUCAUGACAUAUGGUAAUCAGAAUAUUACAGGAUAUAUAAAGAUACGAGGAAACAUUUAUGCGUACCAUAACUUCAAUGCUCAUUUAAUCAAUAAUUUUAAACCAACGAGUAUUGUUUCUUCAACUGCAAACGACGCUCUAACAGGAAACUUUAUAUUCAAAACUCCAAUUAUCUUUGAUAAAAAUCUCAUAGUUUUGGGUCUUCUAAACAAAAUAAGCCCAAUUAAUUGGCAAGAAGCAGUAAUAAAGACAAUGAACAAAGCAAAACAGAUUAUAUCUGGAAAGUGGAGAGUGCAUGGAAAUGUCUAUUUUGAAAAGAACGUUUAUGGAAAUAAGUUCUUGAAUGAAAUUAAUAUCAUUGACGCAUCAUCAACAUUAACAAGAGAACAUCCUGAAAUAGAUCAUGUUACCGAGGAAACAUAUAAGGAUUUAAAUAACGUGUGUGCAUUGCACUUGAAUAUACUCAAAUGCAACGCUAUAAAACAGAUAUAUAAAUUUAACACAUUUGAUUAUUUAAAAAUCCAAGAAUUUGAUGGAGACAUUCAUAACAUCCAUACUGUCGAAAUAAAUGAUAUGGAUUAUAUAUUAAUAAAUUACAACAUUUGCCAUAUAAAACUUCUAUUAUAUAUUCAAACUGAUUUUCAAGUGAUCGAUGAAGUAUCCGAUUUUGGAUUAAUUGAUCAAUGGACGUUUUUUAAAUUAAAUCGCGUUUUAUACUUGCUUACAACUGCAAAACAAACCUGUGGUAGAAGUCUUAGCAAUUUAUGGAAAUUGGAAAAUAAUAGAAUAGUACAUGUAUUAGAACUUGGUAAUGCCACAGACAUUAUGAAUUUAUAUCAAGAUGGAUUUAUAGCAAUGAUUCAAAAGAAUCUUGAAAUUUCACCAUCUAAUAUGCAAUUGGAUAUAAAGACUCUUACCUCGUACAAAAAUGAGACAUUAAAUUUGAUUUCAAAUAACGAUCCUAUUGUACUAACUAAUCAAUCUUUAUCUUAUGAUUUGCAAGAAAGAUCUUUAAACGACACACGUUUAAAAAAUUGUUUUGGUUGUGGCAGCGUACUGACUUUUAAAGUAGGUAUUAAUAAAAAAGAAGAGUAUAUCCACUAUAAUGAAGAAGUCAGCCAAGAUUAUAUAUAUUUGUGCAAAAAUGACAUUUCACAAACAAAAAUUCUGCAAACAAUAAAAGCACGUCAACCAAAAUCAUUUUUUAUUCUAAAUUUGGAUGAAUUCCUCGGAACAUUACUUGUUUUCGUAGAAAAUAAUGAUAUUAUACAAGUGUACGAAUAUAAAGGUAUCGAAGGUUUUGUGCAUCGAAAUGUUAUACAAAUAAAAGUUGAUAAGUUAUACAACUUUAAAAUGAGAAAUUUCAAUAAUUUAGAAAAGAAACAUUUUUUGGCUGCAGUUUAUAAAAACCGACUAACAAUUUUAGAGGCACAAAUGUAUGGCGAAAAAUUAAAUUUGGGAAUAUUAUCGACGAAUUUUUGUUACACAAAUAAGUGUUAA
Molecule: messenger RNA, 6738 nt
Organism: Trachymyrmex cornetzi
Lineage: Eukaryota; Metazoa; Arthropoda; Insecta; Hymenoptera; Formicidae
Gene: fs(1)N
Product: female sterile (1) Nasrat
Exons: 19
Coding region: 1-6738 (2245 amino acids)
Biological process (GO): telomere maintenance; DNA repair
Molecular function (GO): DNA helicase activity
Source: RefSeq, a predicted model, not a curated record